AUGGUUGAAAUCUUGACAAGACUACCUCCAAAAUCCCUCCUCCGAAUUAGAUCAUUCUCCAAAUCAUUACGUUCCUGUAUCGAUAGCCCCGAUUUCAUCCGCAAACACACUUCUCGAUCCCCACAAAGACUCUUCAUGACACACAUAGUUCAAUAUAAACAUGUAGAAGAAUAUGGAGAUGGCGUCUUUUUUACGUUUCAUGCAGAAGACCAAUUGCCAUUGCCAUUGCCAUUGUGUGGAGGAGGAUAUGUUGGUAUAACACCAGUCCAGUUUCCACACAGAAAGGCCACUCCUCUUGGUUCAUGUAAUGGGCUUCUUCUUCUGUUUGGUUGUCUAAAUGGUGUAAUUAGUCUAUGGAACCCUUCAAUUAAGCGCCAACUAACACUGCCUGAUUGUCCUCGGAGAUGCAUUUAUGGGCUAGGGUUGGGACUUGGUUUCGACCCAAUCACUGAUGAUAACAAGGUUGUGAGUAUACCCAGAUAUGGAAAUAAAGGAAUUGUAGAAAGUGCAUUUGUUUACUCCAUGAAGACACGCGAUUGGCGUCCAAUUGCUUCCUCUAUGCCUUUGUAUUCUAAAGUGUUAUCAAGUGUGUGUUAUCUCAAUGGGGUAUUGCAUUGGGUGGUAGGACAUUGUUUUCCUGAUUCAGAAGACGUACAAUUUCAUUGUAUAAUGACAUUUGAUUUGAGCACUCAUGAAUUUGGCAUCAUUGAUUUGCCAAAACCUAGUUGGUUAACCCAACAGCUAGGAAUCAUUCAAGGUUCUCUAGUUGUGCUUUCUGGAAACGGAUCUGAUGUUGAUACUUGGAUUUGGGUGAGGAAUAGGAGAGAUGCAGAUGCAGAUGCUUCUUGGUCUCUGGUUUUUAAAUCGGAAACAAUCAAAGCUGAAGCAGGGGUAAGGAAAGCUUUGGAAGUGACCAACAAUGGUGAUUUGUUGCUUGACACUUUCUGGGAAGGGAUCCAAGUUUACACUCCUAAGACAGGGGAACUAUCAAGACUAAUGGACUUCAAUGAUACUUCUUCCUUAGUUGACAUGAAUAUGUAUGUUGAAACCCUUGAGUUGCUUCACAUGGGGACUGCUUGUGAGGACGUAAACCCUCUUUUCUUGCAGGCUACUUCUUUCAAAUGA
This is a messenger RNA of Lactuca virosa, 1125 nucleotides long. Lineage: Eukaryota; Viridiplantae; Streptophyta; Magnoliopsida; Asterales; Asteraceae. The record is from the annotation of a GenBank genome assembly.